UUUCAUUUCAUCAAACCACACACAAAUAUAGCAAAACGAUUGCUCUCCACUCAAACAUAUCCGUAGAGAUAUAGUUAACAAGUUGUUAAGAGUAGCUAGCCAAUGGGUUCUCUACCUGCUAGCGUUAUCACUUGCAAGGCGGUAGUGUGCAAGGAAGUGAAAAAGCCGGGGCAGUCCUACAGAGAUGUAAUUGAGGUGAUGGAUAUACAGGUAGAUGUGCCACAGGGCGCGGAGAUCAGAGUCAAGAUGUUGUCCGCCGGUAUCUGCCACACCGAUAUUUCAAACAUCAGGGGUUUCAUGACCAAGCCAUAUCAUUUCCCAAGAGUUCUUGGGCAUGAAGGAGUUGGGAUCGUGGAGAGCGUGGGACCGAAAGUGAAAGGUUUUGAAGUCGGCGACAUGGUAAUCGCUCCGACGUACGGGGAGUGCGGGGAAUGCAGCAGCUGCAAAUCGGGCCGGACCAACGUCUGCCAGAAGUACGGCGCUAGAGACCCGCCGAUGGAGGCCGACGGCAGCUCACGGUUCUCUUUCAUCGACGGGAACGGGAAGAAGCAGUAUCUCUACUAUUUCCUCGCCCUCUCCACGUGGACACAGUACAUGGUCGUCGACUCCAACUACGCCGUCAAGCUCAACGACUACGAUUUCCCCGCGGCGCACGGUUGCAUCCUGUCUUGCGCCUUCGCCACAGGCUACGGCGCGGCUUGGCUCGACGGCGGCGUCCGGCCAGGAGACACCGUCGCCGUCUUUGGCACCGGCUCGGUUGGUCUCUCGUCCGUGAUAGCAGCGAAGGAUCUUGGAGCGAAGAAGAUCAUCGGGAUAGAUAAGAACGAGCGGAAGAGGCAAGUGGCGUUAUCUCUGGGAGCGACCGACUUCAUCAAUUCGGAGGGGUUGGGCACGAUGACGGUGUCCGACAAAGUAAUGGAGCUGACCGGCGGGAAGGGUGCGGAUUGCUGCAUUGAAGCUUCCGGCUCCGACGCCCUAAUGAACGAAGCCAUGAAAUCUGCUCUCCCGGGCAAGGCCGAAACAGUAAUUUGUGGAGCCGGAAUCUUCCCCGACGACAUGCUGAAGUUGGAUUUCACAAAGUUCCUGUUCGGAAACAAGAUGACCGGGUGCAUUUAUGGCAGGGUCAAAAUCAAGUCCGACCUCCCCUUUGUUCUGGAGAAGGCCAAACAGCCGGACAUCAAAGCCGGGAUUAACAGGAUUCUGGCGUACGACGAGAAGAGCAAGGAGUGCGGGUACCAAGUGGACAUCCGAAACGGCAGCGAAGCCAUAUACACAAUGCUGGAGAAGUAUUUGGAGGAUCCAGAAGCCAUCAAAAUCAUCAUCAAGCUCAACGAUGAAGAUGAACCCAAGAGGCCGCCGAUCAAACCGGUCCACUAUUGAUCCCACGUAUCAGCUGGAGAAUAUAAUGCAACUUUUCUACGUACGAUGUCAGAUUGAAAAUGCGUACGUAUACUAAGUAGUUUAACAUGAACAAUAUAAUGUAACGUAAAAAUAAAGGAUGGAGGAGUAUAUAUAUAUAUCCUCUGUGGUCGUGUCUGUGGUUCAGUUUCUCUGUUGUCGAUCGUUGUUGCUUCAGUUGUAAUCUAUUUUGUGGGUUGUGUUCUUAUGAAAUUUUAAAUUAUUAGCCAAACGUUAACUAUAUUUUUAAACAAUUUCGUUAGUAAUAUUGACUGAACUUUUAUGUUUUAAAGCUAUAAAUUAAAAGCUAUCUG
Molecule: messenger RNA, 1712 nt
Organism: Linum trigynum
Lineage: Eukaryota; Viridiplantae; Streptophyta; Magnoliopsida; Malpighiales; Linaceae
Source: the annotation of a GenBank genome assembly